Molecule: messenger RNA, 3804 nt
Organism: Numida meleagris (helmeted guineafowl)
Lineage: Eukaryota; Metazoa; Chordata; Aves; Galliformes; Numididae
Product: cell cycle control protein 50C-like
Exons: 6
Coding region: 959-1678 (239 amino acids)
Biological process (GO): phospholipid translocation
Cellular component (GO): plasma membrane; endoplasmic reticulum; Golgi apparatus
Source: RefSeq, a predicted model, not a curated record
UGGAGUGGGGUGUUAGGUAUUCCGAUAAGAAAAAAAUAGUCUAAAAAUGGGAGGAAAGAGCAUUGAAUUUGUGCUACUGGAUAGAGAUGAUAGCAUUGGCUUUAUGUUUUGCAUGCAUCCAGCAGCCAAUAUUCCUGUGAAAAUUUUUAGAAAGAUGGCCACUGAUGAGAGCCUAGCUCUGAGUGGUUAACUGAGAAAUAAUAUCUGAAAUAUGGGUGGUAACUCCCACCACUGGGUGGUAAUAUCUAAAUAUCAUUAUUUCCUCUCUCUCUUUUUUUUUUUUUUUUUUUUUAAGGGAAAAUAAAAUGAUCUUUUUAAUGGUGUUUGGCACUAGGGGAUAAAUAUUUGCUGGGGCAAAAUCUUAAAGUCCAGGAAGCCCUGAUGUUUAGAUACUGCUUCUUGGAAGCAGAAUUGGUUAAACCUGCUGCUGUUAAUGUACUCCUGGUUGGAGCUGGCUCUCAGGCACUACAUCUAGACUGUUCAUGAGUGGUGAGCCACAGUUUGUGUGGGCGUUUGUCAAGCAUUACUUGGUCAGCCAGACCAACCUGCAAAAGUGCUUGUCACUCCCCACUCCUUUGCCAAGGAGCAAAUGUGGAGAUUCUGCAACUAUCAUCAAAAAACUCUAAAGCAGCUUUUAAAUAGGGAUAAAAUUUGUGAAUGUUCCAUUGAGGCCACGUUCUGAUUCUCUAUACCUGUUGAUUUUUACAGUUUUUUUGGCAAUCCAGAGUCACUGAGAACUAAUUACUCUGAGAGGUCUUGUAGCUAAAAUGCUAAUCUUUUCCUGUGUUCAUAUGUUCUCUAUUGCAAUGUCUCUACUUGUUCACUUCUCUGACAGAUUGAUUAUUCAGAUAAAUGCUCACACUGUUCAAAAUUUCGUGAAAAUUCCUCUAAUUGGAACAAUGAAUGCCUCUGUUCUAUCAAUUUCACACUAGCAGAAGAUAUACUGGGUGACGUGUUUAUGUACUAUGGCCUGCAAAACUUCUAUCAAAACCAUCGUCGAUACGUGCUGUCAAGAAGUGAUGAACAAUUGUUGGGUCGAGAUGUAGAUGUUCAGAACACCUACUGUGCACCCUUUGCUGCUUACCAAAAUGGAACACCAAUGGCCCCGUGCGGUGCAAUUGCCAACAGCAUGUUCAAUGAUACUAUUGAUCUUUUUUACAAUUUUAACUCAACUGUUAUUCAAGUACCGCUGCUGAAGACUGGAAACAGUUGGUGGACAGAUAAAAAUGUGAAAUUUCGCAAUCCAGCAUCACGCAAUCUCUCUGCUGCAUUUGCAGGAACAGCAAGACCUCCUUAUUGGCAUAAACCAGUGUAUUUGUUAGAUGAGGAAGAUGAAAAGAACAAUGGUUAUAUAAAUGAUGACUUUAUUAUCUGGAUGCGAGUAUCAGCCUUUGCUACAUUCAGAAACCUUUAUCGUCGUGUCAGCCGGAAAGGGAGGUUUACUGAUGGCCUCCCAGCAGGGAAUUAUACUUACCAUAUUUCCUACAACUUCCCUGUUUCCAAAUUCAAGGGGAAGAAGUACGUGAUUCUUUCAACCAUGGUAUGGAGCGGAGGAAGUAAUCCAUUCCUGGGAAUUGCCUACUUGGUUUGUGGCACAGCAGCAACCCUGACAGGUUUUAUCAUAACUGCCAUCCACUUAAAGCUCAGAAAAAAGAAAACAUACUUUCAGAGACGCUGAUGUUCCCUGGAUGGCUAAGCAAAGGCAAACGUGUGCUGUGAACAAAGAGCAGGCAGCACAGGUCUUUCGUUCUUUCCCCUAAGCUCUAGAUCUGCUUUAGUAACAGGUUUGAUGAAUGUAAGCAAACUGAGGGACAAUGCUCAUUCAUCAUCCAAACCCAAACUUAAGCAAGACUGCAUUAUUAUUAAUGCAUAUAUGCUCCUAAAUUUGUUUCCUAGGAAACUUGUAGUGAGAUGAGUGUCAAACAACAGAUACUGUAGUGAUUUGGAAUUGCAAUGGCAGCAGAACUGUAUGAUAACUAUUGUUCAUCCAGAAGUCAGGAUUCUAUACUCAUUUCUUACUCAGCCCUUUGUUGCUACGGUAUUUCUAUUGACUUAAAUGGAGCUUUGGAUGGGUAAAGAGUGAGAUCUUGAUCCAGCAAAGAGCUUGAGCUGGUAGAACCUAAUGCUUAAGCCCCCUUGUUGGCCACGUGUAUGGGCUGACUGGCUUGGCACAGGUUGUAUAAAUCUUUUUCAACUAUCCUGGAAAAGCAGACAAUUUAUUUGUAUAUUAGUGUAGCAUAAUCAUCACCGUUUAACACUUGACUUACAAUAGAAUAUCGAUCACGUUUUAGGAACAUGGAGUGUGUUUAAACCCCUUAUGUUGGUUUUAUACGAGUGUCGAGACUAGCCUGCAGAGCUACAUAGAGGACAUGAAAACAUUGACUUAUAUUUUAAAAAUUACAGUUUAAUAGCUUAAAGUAACAGCUCCUUCAGUGCUAACCAUUUCAGCAGAACCUUCUAGCUGAUGCAACCUACCUACUGCAGCCUUCCGUGUAAGAGCUCACGCUGACUCUCAGUGGCAUGAAAUGUCUGUUCUCCGCUCAGGUCCCCAUUUCUGUGGUGCAGAAACUCAAUGUCAGUAGUAAACAUAAAACAUUAGAAAAUGUGACAGCUUCAUUUUCAGAAAACAAACACUGCAGCUGGUGAAUAGAUUGUUAUCCAUUUUCAUCUUCCAUGUUCAAAAUCUCAAAUGCUUUGAAGGUAUUUCCAGAACGCAGGAAUAGAGCUGAAGAAUUUAGGUCAAGUAUACCAUAGCACAUGUGAGUUGUUUUUAAAAACAAUUCUUCCAUUACACAAGUGGAAAUGGAAUAAAACACUCUUAAUUUCUUCAACAAGUACUGUGUGUGUCUUACCCUUCCACUCCCCUUUCCCCCCCCCCCAGAAAAGAAGCCCACACCACUGAGAUGACAAAGAAGACACAGACUAGAGCAAGAGAAGGGAGUGUGGCACAGGGAAGCUGUGUGAUGCUGUCAAGUCUGGUUUGCUGUUAAAGAUGCCCGGGUCUGCCUUUAAAAGUGUAUCAGGCAUUUAAGACAUGGAACUUUGGCAGAUGGUGCGUUCUCAUUCACCAGCGGCUGUUUCUUCUAAUGUUUGCCUCUUAAUCAUGCUGUGAGCAGCGGAAAACCUGAGCUGCUCAGGUUCACAGCCCGGCCUGUCAGUACAAGCUUGCUCCAUCAAUGACUUACCCUGAUCUUCUGGGCUAACACGUGUGUCCUCUUCUGCUCAUCCUGCUCAGGGCCGGUCCCCUCCAUCAGAAAGCUGUGAAAACAGGGUUCCGGGAUUUCAAACCACUGCAUCUAUUCUUGCCAGGAGUUUGGGAGAGCCCUGUCCCUGACUGGACUGGACAAGACAGGGCACGAAGCAGUGCAUUUAGCAAUGCUUAAGCUCAUUAUUCUAAAUCACUUUUAACAAUGAGAUGUGCUCCUGAACCUUCUAAGUGCUUUUGAAAAUUUAAUCCCAUGCAGCCUUUUGGAAGGCCCCUUGGUGUUGCUGACAAAGCAGAAUCAGGACUUCUAGCUCCAAACAGACCACAGGACUCUCUUUUUUCUUUUUUUCUUUUUAAUGCUUUUUUUUCCCCAUUCCUUGUUUCUCUUUUUUUUCUUUUAAUCCUCUGAGAAACUGACUUUCAGGAAAUGAUAUAUCAUCUGGGUGCUUAAGCCACAGCACGAUUGUCAUUGGUUUCAUUUCUUCAUGGAGUAUCUGGUAAAAAUGUUACUAAAAAGAGACUGAAUAAUGAGGUAUGUAUUCCAGCGAUUCAGUGUCUACAAUAAAAAAAAAAAGUAUUUAGAAAAUGCAGUCUUGCAA